Molecule: messenger RNA, 1263 nt
Organism: Ichthyophthirius multifiliis
Lineage: Eukaryota; Ciliophora; Oligohymenophorea; Hymenostomatida
Product: two component system histidine kinase, putative
Exons: 3
Biological process (GO): phosphorelay signal transduction system
Molecular function (GO): phosphorelay sensor kinase activity
Source: RefSeq, a predicted model, not a curated record
AUGCAAUUAAUAAUUUUUAAAACUAUUAGAAGGUCAGAUUUAAAUAUGAAAGUUAUUUAAGGAUUUUAACAUGAAUUAAUAACACCUUUAAAUUGUUCUAUUAAUAUGAUUUAGUUAAUGAAAGAACAUUUACAAAGUAAAGAUUUAACUUAAGAAAUAAAAUAAUUUCUGAAUCCAAUUUUAUAUUCAAAUAAUAUUUUAUUAAGUGUUAUUAAUGAUUUUAUUGAUUAUCAACUUAUCUAAAAUUCAAAAUUAAAUUUAAACAUAGAAUAAAUUGAUUUAAAUAAAAUUUUACAAUAAACUACACUUUUGAUUUCAAUCUAAGCCUAGUUAAAAAAAAUAUCCCUAAAAAUGAUUUUUAAUUGCCCUAAUUAUAAAUAAGAAAUAUAAUUUUUAGAAGAUGACUAAGGAAGAGUAUAAUAAAUAAUAUUAAAUUUACUUACAAAUGCUCUUAAAUAUACAGAAAAAGGAGAAAUAAUACUAACUAUAACAAAAAUCUAAGAAAACCCAAAAUUAAUAAAGAUAGAAUGUUAAGAUACUGGUAGAGGUAUAGAAGAAUAUAAAUUUAGUUCGAUUUUUAAUAUGGAUAACUAAUUAAAUAUUCAAAGCAGAUCUUUUAAUAAAUAAACAAAUUUUGGAAUGGGAUUAACAGUAAGCAAUCAAAUAGCAUGCGAAUUAUGUGUAUAUGAAUAGUAAAACUAAGCAAUAAAAGUAAUAUCUGAAGUUGGAAAAGGUUCCACAUUUUAUAUGACAUUAAUCGAUUUAUAAGAUAAAAAUUAUUAAAAUAAUAUUUAAGUAAUUAUUUUAUAAAAUAAAAAUAAUUUGUAAAUGAAGAGUACUUAAAACAGUAGCUAAAAUUGUAAUCAUUCAUAAAUUUUAAUUGUUGAUGAUAAUUUAUUUAAUAUUUUUGUUCUUAAAAAAACUCUUUAAUAAUAUGGUUUUAAUUCUAAUAGUGCUUCUGAUGGUUUAGAAGCCUUAAAAGCUGUAAAAAACAGAAUUGAAUGUAAAAAUUGUUGUCCGUAUUAUAAAAUGAUUAUUAUGGAUAUAUAAAUGCCUGUAAUGGAUGGAUACGAAUCAACUUAAAAAAUCAUUGGCUUAUUAAAAAAAAAUGAAAUACCUAUUUAGAGUUGCCCAAUUAUUGGAUUUUCUGCUUAUAGUACUGAAUAAGAUAAAUAAAGAGCUAUUGAAAAUGGGAUGAUUGAUUAUAUUACUAAACCUUUAAUACAAAAAGAUUUAAACAAAAUUUUAGAAAGAUGGAUAUGA